AUGGAUGCGACCAUUGGCAUCACUUCUGCUACAAAUGCUAAAGUCGCUUGGGAAGACUUGCAUACUACUUAUGCAAAUAAGUCUCAAACUCGUAUUUUUAGUCUUAGAGACCGUCUAGCCCGCGUUUCCAAAGACUCCCGCCCUAUUGCAGACUAUCUCCAUCAAGUUCGGUCUCUUUGUGAUGAACUUUCCACUAAUGGAUCCCCCGUAUCCAAUGAAGAAUUCAUUGUAAAGAUUCUCACUGGCCUUGGAUUUGAAUUUCGAGAACUUUCAGCCGCUCUCCGUGAUCAACAUUCAACAAUCCCCUAUGAAGAACUAUAUGAAAAGCUCCUUGAUCAUGAGCUUUUCCUGCAGCAUGAGGAUUCCAAAAAGACACUUUCUGUUCCAAUCACUGCGAACAUUGCUAAGGGAACUACUUCCAGUCCUACGCGUCAAGGCUCCACCUAUCACCAGAACAAUAAUCGAAGAUCAAAUGCACCAAAUCAACAAAAUAAUUAUCAGUCCUAG
Molecule: messenger RNA, 507 nt
Organism: Capsicum annuum
Lineage: Eukaryota; Viridiplantae; Streptophyta; Magnoliopsida; Solanales; Solanaceae
Exons: 1
Coding region: 1-507 (168 amino acids)
Source: RefSeq, a predicted model, not a curated record